Gavia stellata (red-throated loon) is the source of this 1835-nucleotide messenger RNA. It is a transcript of the gene STC1, whose product is annotated as stanniocalcin 1. The transcript is spliced from 4 exons. Gene Ontology annotation, cellular component: extracellular region. Gene Ontology annotation, biological process: intracellular calcium ion homeostasis. Lineage: Eukaryota; Metazoa; Chordata; Aves; Gaviiformes; Gaviidae. Bases 1 to 744 code for a protein of 247 amino acids. Gene Ontology annotation, molecular function: hormone activity. The record is from RefSeq and is a predicted model, not a curated record.
AUGCUCCUAAAGUCUGGUUUUCUCCUGCUGCUGGUGAUCAGUGCAUCUGCAUCCUAUGAAGCUGAACAGAAUGACUCUGUGAGCCCCAGGAAACCCAGGGUUGCAGCCCAGAACUCAGCCGAGGUGGUUCGCUGUCUGAACAGUGCCCUCCAGGUGGGCUGCGGGGCCUUCGCCUGCCUGGAGAACUCCACGUGUGACACGGAUGGCAUGUACGACAUCUGCAAGUCCUUCCUGUACAGUGCUGCUAAAUUUGACACUCAGGGAAAAGCUUUUGUGAAAGAAAGCUUGAAAUGCAUUGCAAAUGGGGUAACGUCCAAGGUGUUCCUUGCCAUUCGGAGGUGCUCCACUUUCCAAAGAAUGAUCUCCGAAGUGCAAGAGGAGUGCUACAGCAAACUGGACAUGUGCGGCAUUGCAAAACGAAAUCCUGAAGCCAUCACGGAGGUCGUCCAGCUUCCAAAUCAGUUCUCAAACCGGUAUUACAACAAGCUGGUGAGAAGCUUAUUGGAGUGUGAUGAAGAGACUGUCAGCACCAUCAAGGACAGCUUGAUGGAGAAGAUCGGGCCCAACAUGGCAAGCCUCUUCCACCUGCUGCAGACAGAUCACUGCGCCCAAGGCCACCCGCGCGCGGACUUCACCAGGAGACGCAUCACCGAGCCGCAGAAGCUAAAACUCUACUUCAGGAACCUCCGAGGUGAGGGGUCUGUCCCGGCCCACGCAAAGCGCAGCUCCGCCGAAAGCGCAUAACGCCUCGGGGGAGCGACAAUGGGUGUGUAAGGGAUGCUAAGCACUACCAAAGCUGACGUCUCUCUUCUAGAAGAGUAAUGCACCCAAACCAAGUGUACUGUAGCUAGUUUUAAUAACAACUAGGAACUGGUUUUAGAUUUAGUCAUUAACAUUUUCUAUUCCUCUCGAACAAAACUUUUGCAUGGAUCUGUGUUCAGUGUCUCAGCUUUCCCGCCGUCAGAAUGUCUCCAUCUCUUUUCUUCCCCACAAAAAGAUAUCCCAAACAAUCUUAGUCUUAAAUAUAACCAUACAGUAGUCAGGCCUUCAGACACCAAACUCUAAAUGUACUGUAGCGCUAACACCAUUGAAGUCUGAAGAUUUGGCACCAAGGAGAAUAGCUUAUUCUCUCUUGUAGUAAGCUGGUAGGCGACGAUAGAUGCACUAAUAACUAUUGCACAUCCUAAAGAUGUCAAUGGAAUUCGUGUUAUGAAUCUGUGCUGGCCAUGGACGAAUAUGAAUGUCAUAUUCCUGGUCUCUUAGUGUCAUACAGUCCUAAUCCUUCCAAUACAGCUCCGUUAACCCAUUGAUUUACCAAACUCGCUAGCUGUGGAUGAUUCUAGUUACCGUGAGCUGGCACCACAGUGCAAAAUGAGUUAAAACUACCCCCCCGACACACACCAAAUCAGGAAAGGAACAUUUUGUACUACGGAAAUGAUUAAAAGAGGUGCCAGUCUGUGGUUGAAGCUAGUCAGAAGGUUACGUAAUCUUGCAUUGUAUUUAAAAGCUAACAUCUAUGUACUGUAUUUAACUGUCUAAAGCUUUAAAAGAAAUCUAACAAAAACAAACCCUGUCUUAAGACUAGAGUAUUAAAGGUCUUGCUCUAACUGUGGUAUAAAUAGUUUUAAAAUCUGUCAUGUACUGUACAUAAAUUCCACGAGAGUCUGCUUAAAAGGAGCAGAAUAUAAUAACUUUAUUGCAUAAACUUAGUUUUGUAAGUUAGCUAUUUCUUUUUUCCUGGAAACAGUAUCUCUGUCAUAUUCAAGAGUUCGCAUUCUACUCUGUGGCCUUUUUAUAAUGAAAGAGAGAAAACGUUUAGGACAGUAAUUACAGGG